AGAAAACGUAAAAGAAAAUAAAAAAGCUAUGAGGACAAGCUGCAAUGGGUGUAGAGUUCUUCGCAAGGGAUGCAGCGACAACUGCACCAUCAAACCUUGUCUUCAGUGGAUCAAAUCCCCUGAUUCCCAAGCCCAUGCCACUCUCUUUCUCGCCAAAUUCUAUGGCCGCACUGGCCUUCUUAACCUCAUUGACGCCGGUCCUGAGUAUCUCCGUCCUGCUGUUUUUAAGAGCUUGCUGUACGAGGCAUGUGGGAGGAUUGUGAACCCUAUAUACGGGUCGGUGGGGCUUCUGUGGUCCGGCGAGUGGGAAAAGUGCCAAGUCGCCGUCGAGGCGGUGCUGGCGGGGAUGCCGAUAACAGGAGAUGGCGGCGGCGACGGCGGCGCGUUGAAUCCAAAACUUCCGCUAAAGUCCUGCGACAUACGCCACGUGGCGAAGGACUCCUCGGCUGAGUCCGCUGAUCAGAAGCUGAACCAAGUGGUUAAAACCCGGAACCGGUUCAAGAGAACCUCGGCCAAGCACAGGAAUUUGGUGGUCGGCUCGGAGUUCGGAGUCGGCGGCUCAAACGGCGUCGCGGAUUUCACUCGCUUUCUGAACGCGGGUCAUGAGUACUACUGGUGGACCUGCCCGGCGCAGGGAGUCAAUGGCACCAGCUGCGAGGAUCGCGAGAGCAUGUUUUCUGUUGAGACGGUUGAGGCUUCGUUGGCUCGGCGAGCCGAGCCUAGCCGAGCCGACGACAGAGAGGUUGGCUUGGAACUGACUCUUGGCUUGGCUUAA
Morus notabilis is the source of this 775-nucleotide messenger RNA. Its product is annotated as LOB domain-containing protein 42. NCBI's taxonomy places the organism in Eukaryota, Viridiplantae, Streptophyta, Magnoliopsida, Rosales, Moraceae. Bases 29 to 775 code for a protein of 248 amino acids. Gene Ontology annotation, biological process: regulation of gene expression. The record is from RefSeq and is a predicted model, not a curated record. The transcript has 2 exons.